AUGGCUCCCAUCGCAAAGACCGUCUGCGUGGCGCUUGCCGCCAUCGCCCUCGCCGCCACGGGCACUCAGCCCGCCCAGGCCCAUCAGCUUCACUCUCGCCACGCCGCUGCUGGUAGCAACGUCUACCACAACCUUCACUCGCACUCUCGCCGCAUGGAGCGAAAGAUCCGUCGCAACGACUCCUUCUCUAUCUCGGGCUCCGGCAGCCUCUCGGGCGCCGCUGCCGUCGACGGCGCUUCCUCCUCCGCCUCCAUCUCGGGCUCCGGCUCCAUCUCUGGCUCGGCCUCCGACUCGGGCUCGCAGUCCAGCGCCAAGUCUCAGUCCGACUCUGGUGCUGAUUCGUCCGCCAAGUCGGGUGCCGACUCCGGAGCGCAGUCCAGCGCUCAGUCCAGCGCUCAGUCUAGCGCUCAGUCCAGUUCCGAGGCUAGCUCGCAGGCUAGCUCGCAGGCUAGCUCGCAGGCUAGCUCGCAGGCAAGCUCCGAGUCGAGCGCUCACUCGAGCUCUCAGUCUGAUGCCAACUCGAGCUCGUCCAGCAGCUCGUCCAACUCGUCCAGCCAGUCGAGCUCCCAGGCCAGCUCCCACUCCAGCUCCGAGUCGAGCGCCUCGUCCAGCUCUCAUGCCGAGUCCCAGUCGGGCUCGAGCGCCAACUCGAGCGCCAACUCGAGCGCCAGCUCCAACUCUGACGCCGGUUCCGAUGCCAACGCCGGUUCCGAUUCGAAGGGUUCGAGCGAGAGCGGUGCACAGAGCAACCAUGCCUCGGGCUCCAGCUCGUCGGCCGGCCCUACUUCGACCGCUUCGGCAUCUGGCACGGCUGCGACGACGUCGAGCACUCCUUGCACCGACCACAAGACGGGCACUCACUCGGGCAGCGCCUCGGGUGCCUCUGCCACCUCGACCGCCUCGCACGUCAGCGCCGCCAGCGCCGCCUCUGCUGCCUCUGCCAGUGCCACUUCGACCCACUCGAGCGGCUCGGCCAGCGCCGCCUCGUCUACGCCUUGCACCGAGAGCAACAAGGCCAGCUCCACCGCUUCCGCCGCCACCGCUCAAAAGACCCCCGAGGCAGAGUCGUCGUCCGGCAGUCAGGCUGCUUCCGAGUCGUCGUCCCAGUCCGAUGCUGGCGCGCAGGCCGCCGCCAGCUCCAACGCCGACUCGACCGCUCAGUCCAGCUCCCAGUCUGGUUCUUCCGAUGAUGACGAGGACUGCGACGAUGACGACGAGAGCGAGGCUUCGUCCACUGCUACCUCCGGUGCUGCCUCCGGUGCCAGCUCGGGCUCCGCUUCCAACUCUGGCUCCAGCUCCAACUCUGGCUCGGGCUCGAACUCUGCCUCGAACUCUGGCUCUGGCUCUGCCUCCCACUCUGUCUCUCACUCUGGUUCCAACUCUGGCUCUUCCUCCUCCGGUUCCAACUCGGGCUCCUCCUCUGGUGCCGUCUCUGGCUCGAGCUCGGGCAGCUCUUCGAACGCUGGUGCUUCCUCGACUGCUGGUGCCAACGCUGGCUCUUCGUCGUCUGGCUCUUCGGACGCCAACGCUGGCGACGAUGACUGCGACGAGGGUGGCGACGCCGACGCCACUGCCGACGACGACGAGGACUGCGACGAAGACGAGACGUCUAACACUGGUUCGGAUGAGACCGACGAGGACUGCGACGAUGAGGACAGCGGCAGCUCGUCCAACGCAGCUGCUGCGGCCGCCGCUUCGUCUUCGUCUUCGGCUUCGUCGUCGUCCAACUCUGGCAGUGACAACAGCAGCAACAACCAGCAGCAGCCCAAGGCGGCAUCUUCGACCUCGUCGAGCUCUGCUGCGCCCACUGCCACUCCUCAAGCUCAGCACGACCAGAACAGCAACAAGGCUAGCUCGUCGUCGUCGGCUCCUGCCUCUUCGACCUCUGCGUCGGGUGCCGUGGCCUCUGCGGCUGCAUCUGCUUCGUCGUCGGCCAGCAGCCUCGCCAACGCUGUCAGCGGUGGGUUUGCGACGUUCUUCUACCAGAACGGAAACGCGGGCGCUUGUGGCAACCGCAACUCGGACUCGUCGGCUGUGGCAGCCCUCCAGUCGCAGACGUACGCAGGUGGGGCUCACUGCGGUAAGCAGAUCAAGAUCUUCCGCGCCGACAACCCCAGCAAGUCGGUGCUCGUCACCGUGGCCGACGAGUGCCCCAGCUGCGUGAACAGCGAGUCGAUCGAUCUCUCGGUCGGUGCCUUCACCCAGAUUGCCUCCGAGUCCGAGGGCAUGGUCGGCAUCAAGUGGGAGUGGGCCUGA
Moesziomyces antarcticus is the source of this 2256-nucleotide messenger RNA. RefSeq lists its product as uncharacterized. The transcript has a single exon. The record is from RefSeq and is a predicted model, not a curated record. Lineage: Eukaryota; Fungi; Basidiomycota; Ustilaginomycetes; Ustilaginales; Ustilaginaceae. The coding region runs from base 1 to 2256 and encodes 751 amino acids.